UCACCUCCUUUUGACUCUGCAGGUGAUCUCAGACAAGGAGGACAUGGAGAUGGAUCCCCAGAGGCAAACAGGGGCGGCGGUGCCCGCGGAGCCCCUCACUCACCCGUGCCGGCCGCGGAGCCGCUCCCCGCCGCGCUGCUGGCUCAGACCCAACCCGUACCAAGCCAGCGUGCUCCAGGACAGCGUGCGGAGGUACCUGCAGCUGCCAGCAGACCAGACAGUGCUGAUCCUGCACGCCAAAGUCGCACAGAAAUCCUACGGCAACGAAAAAAGGUUUUUCUGCCCCCCACCUUGUGUUUACCUGAGUGGGCCAGGAUGGAAGCUAAAGCAGGAGCAGAUAAAAGCCAGGGACCUGGGAGAGGCUGGAUUUCGGGUGUGUGGGUACAUGGGGCUGGACAGCAUGGGCAGCAGCCUGAUGGAGACCCAGAAGCUCAGCUUUGAGGAGCAGCCGGAUGCAAAGGGGUUCAGCUGUGCCAAGGCCCUGUACAUCUCGGACACGGACAAGCGCAAGCAUUUCCGCCUGGUCCUGAAGCUCUUCUUCAGCAACGGGCAGGAGAUCGGCACCUUCCACAGCAAACUCAUCAAGGUCAUCUCCAAGCCUUCGCAGAAGAAGCAGUCCCUGAAGAACACAGACCUCUGCAUCUCCUCGGGCUCCAAAGUGUCCCUCUUCAACCGCCUGCGCUCCCAGACCGUCAGCACCCGGUACCUGUCUGUGGAGGGAGGAGCCUUCAUCGCCAGCGCCAGGCAGUGGGCAGCCUUCACCCUCCACCUGGCCGAGGAGCGCUGCGCCCGCAGCGAGUUCCCCCUGCGGGAAGGGUACAUCCGCUACGGCUCCGUGGUCCAGCUGGUCUGCACGGCCACCGGCGUCACCCUGCCGCCCCUGAUCAUCCGGAAGGUGAUGAAGCAGUACGCCAUGCUGGACGUGGAUGAGCCCAUCUCCCAGCUGCACAAGUGUGCCUUCCAGUUCCAAGGCAGUGACCGCAUGUACCUGUGUCUCUCCACAGACAAAGUGAUCCAGUUCCAGGCAUCUCCCUGCCCGAAGGAAGCCAACCGGGAGCUGCUGAACGACGGCUCGUGCUGGACCAUCAUCAGCACGGAGACGGUGGAAUACACCUUCAGCGAGAGCCUGGCGUGCGUGCGUGAGCCCGUCAGCCCCGUGCCGCUCAUCGCUGCCCUGCAGCUCACGGGCGGCGGGGACGUGGCCAUGCUGGAGGUGCAGGGGGAGUAUUUCCAUGCACACCUCAAGGUCUGGUUCGGAGAUGUGGAAGCAGAGACGAUGUACAGGAGCCCCAAGUCCCUUGUGUGUGUCGUCCCUGAUGUCUCUGCCUUCGGCAGUGACUGGAGGUGGCUGCGAUAUCCCAUCACGGUCCCGCUCCUGCUGAUCAGGGACGAUGGCCUCAUCUACUCCAGCUCAUUUACAUUUACCUACACCCCGGAGCAGAGCUGCAUCCCAGGGCAGCAGAUCCUCUCAGAUGUUCCCCAGGACUCAGACAAAUUACUCGACAGCAUCCACCAGGAGUUUACCAGGACCAACUUCCACCUCUUCAUGCAGACCUAA
Hirundo rustica (Barn swallow) is the source of this 1558-nucleotide messenger RNA. It is a transcript of the gene RBPJL, whose product is annotated as recombination signal binding protein for immunoglobulin kappa J region like. The transcript is spliced from 12 exons. Gene Ontology annotation, cellular component: nucleus. The coding region runs from base 44 to 1558 and encodes 504 amino acids. Gene Ontology annotation, biological process: regulation of transcription by RNA polymerase II. The record is from RefSeq and is a predicted model, not a curated record. NCBI's taxonomy places the organism in Eukaryota, Metazoa, Chordata, Aves, Passeriformes, Hirundinidae. Gene Ontology annotation, molecular function: RNA polymerase II cis-regulatory region sequence-specific DNA binding; DNA-binding transcription activator activity, RNA polymerase II-specific.